Messenger RNA from Acinonyx jubatus (cheetah), 2740 nucleotides. It is a transcript of the gene CC1H1orf159, whose product is annotated as chromosome C1 C1orf159 homolog. NCBI's taxonomy places the organism in Eukaryota, Metazoa, Chordata, Mammalia, Carnivora, Felidae. The transcript is spliced from 10 exons. The record is from RefSeq and is a predicted model, not a curated record. The coding region runs from base 272 to 1315 and encodes 347 amino acids.
GGUAGUUGUAGUUUGAGGCUGAGGAGAGACUACAGAGGAGUCUACAAGGCUGAGCGGAGACUACGAAGGCGGAGAGACUACAAGUCCCAGGGGGAGAGGCGCGACCGCCUGGAGGGCGGGGGGUACGAAAGAGGAACGCGAAGGGCGCCGGGGCCCGGGACCAGGGAUCUGCGGCUUCUUAGCAACCCCACCCUGCCCCCUGAGCACUGGGCGACAGGCUCUGGAUGUCUGCAGCUCCCAUCCCAGAAGGCCAGACCCUGCGCUCUGGGACAUGGAGCUCCAGCGCGCUGUCCUUCUGGCGGGUCUCCUGGUGGAAGUUGCUAGCAAAUCCUCAGAAAGUGUGGGCCAGCAGCCUGAAUGUUGUGUGGACUUGGUGGAUGUCAACGCCACCUGCCAGAGCACAAGCCCGUGUGGCCCAGGCUGCUACAGGCACCGGAACGAAGACGGCAGUAUCAGCUGCGUCCGAUGCAGAAAUGGCACCUACCACGGCUCCGAAUGCAGAGGCCGCACGUCGCUGCCCGGCCGCCCCGCGGCACCCCCCACCGGGCCCGCCUGGCCUGCUUCCCGCCGAGGGGCCUCCUCUCCAAGUUCUGGAGGAACGGCCGCUGGCUGGGGCACGCACUUCCCGGUGAACAGGAGCACAGGGACACCGGGGCGGCCUGAUUUCGGGGGCCCUCAAGUGGCAGCCUCUCUCUUCCUGGGGACAUUCUUCAUCAGCUCUGGCCUCAUCCUCUCCGUGGCUGGGUUCUUCUAUCUGAAGCGAACCAGUAAACUCCCCAAGGUCUUCUACGGAAGAAACAAAGCCCCUGCCCUGCAGCCUGGCGAAGCUGUAAGUAACCAGAAGGAUGGGCUGAGUGCCCCCGUGUCAUGGGCCUCUGUGCUGGGGGCCGCCUGCACUUCUCACUGUGCCUUUUCUCCUUUUCAAGGCUGCUAUGAUUCCCCCGCCACAGUCCUCAGUGCGGAAGCCGCGCUAUGUCAGACGCGAGCGGCCUUUGGACAGGGACACAGGCCCCACUGCCAUCUCCUCGGUGGAGGCCCGGGUCAGCAACGUCUGACCCGGGGACCCACCCACAACUCUGCACACCGCCUCGGAGAGAGCCCAGCACACAGAGGGCAGGUCUGGACACGGCCCCUGGCUCAGCUUGACCGUCUCCCAGCGACAGAUGCCCAGUUGGAACCCGCCCAGCUGCUGGAAGCACUAGGAGAAUCACUGAAAGCCGGAAGAGGUCAGAGGCCAGCAAGAGGAAGCACUCCAGCAGCAUUAGGAGGUGGGUGCACAGAGCAGGACCGAGUGGGGCGCAAGGAGGUAAUGUGAGUGCAGAGGUCCUGGCCAGGAGCCUGGGCACAAGACCCCAGAAGGAGUUGGCCGCAGCAUGAUGGGGGAGGGCUGGCCGAUUGACCUUAGGGGACCCGGUUCUCCAUGCUGGGCAUGAGAGGGACAGGACUGGUUGAGUCCACCGGACAUCCUGGCAGGGUUCCCUCAUGCCCACAGGGCAGUGCUGAGCCCAUCCAGAGCCCAGGGCCCGUUCUCUGCCCAUGUCAGAAUCGCAGCCCGGAUGUGUCUCAGAGUCUCUCCCGUAUCACUGUCCCUAGCUGGUAGGGAUGGGGCAGCAGAGCAGUUGACAGAUCAGCCAACACUGGGCAGGUAGGGUUGGGGGCUCAGCCCUCACACCCCAGGCCACCUGGGCCCCAGAUGAGCCCUGAAGGGCCUCUUCGUGCAGUGGCCAUUGUGUGUGUCCUUGACAGCACUUGGGGUUUGAAGCCUGUUCUGUCCCAGUCCUGGGGGGGCGGGCCCAUAGCCGAGGUGGCCCUUGGGGUACAGUCCUCCCUGCUCAUCUGGCCAAGGACAACGUCUGUGUCCAGCCCAGGACUCCUAGGUGUCUGGGGAACCCCACAUCUCAAAAGCCACAGAUGGACAGGGGUGAGGUGCUCAUUAGGGACCUUGUCUUCUCCUCAGCACAGCGAGUCCCAGGCCUGUGGGGUCACACACUGAAAGCCAUGCUCCCUGCACAUGUGUGUGUGUGUGUGUGUGUGCGCGCGCACCUGCACCCGAGGGACACAUUUGUGCUCAAACACAGCCAGGUUGGCCUGUUGGCACACAUAUACCCCCUUACACAGAGAGCGCGUGUGGCCCCGCAUCCACGCAGCACAGCUGCCCAUCGCUGGGUGGAGUAUGAGCAGGGGUGUGGGUACCAGCUGGGUCAGCCAGGUCCUGAGCUGCCGAGAUCCCAGUGCCAGGGUCUGGACCCUGCUCCCGUGCAGUCAGGCCUGGCCACCGCCCCAGAUGGCACAUUCCUCGGGUCUUCCCUUUGCCUCUGGGCACUGACUUGUCCACUGAGGAGCUCAAGUGAUCUCAGAGCUUGAAUAUUCCCAGAAGCCCUCAGGAGGGUGUUCUCAGAGCAGAGAGACAGAGGGCACUUCCUGGAGGCAGCAUGUGGCCCUGAGUCAUGGUCCCCUUGGGAACCAGCACCCUGUCACGCAGACGCUGGGCCAGGCCCACACAGUAGCUCCCCACAUUGAGCCCCCAGCCCUCUGAAUUUCCACCCCCUCUCUGGGUCCCUACCCCCUGGCUGAGCUCCCCCUCCCCUGGCCAGCCAGCACACCUCUGUGAACGAGCGGGGUCUCUGGUUUCCCACUGUCAGAGCAGCUGCGACAUGGCUGUGAGGGGCACAAGCCGUACCACUGGCUGGCCUUCAGCCCCCCACGUCCUCCACCCAGGCCCCCAGGCCCUCCAUUCAGC